AUGGAGAAUGCAGAUGGGAAAUACAUUUCCCCAUUUCACGAUAUUCCACUCUAUGCUGGAUCCAAAGAGGAUAAAGAGAUUCCUGCAAAGAGGUCAAAGACUACAGGAAAUGAGGUCCUAUUUAAUAUGGUUGUAGAAGUGCCUCGUUGGACAAAUGCAAAAAUGGAGAUUGCCACUGAGGAGCCGUUGAAUCCCAUUAAACAAGAUACAAAGAAAGGCAAGCCUCGAUAUGUGGCAAAUAUCUUUCCUCACAAGGGUUAUAUAUGGAAUUAUGGUGCCCUCCCUCAGACCUGGGAAGAUCCAAACCAUACAGAUAACAUUACAGGAUGCUGUGGGGAUAAUGAUCCCGUUGAUGUUUGUGAGAUAGGUUCAAAGGUUCGCUCUUCUGGUGAGGUUGUUCAAGUGAAGGUCUUGGGUGUUUUAGCUCUUCUUGAUGAAGGAGAGACAGAUUGGAAGAUAAUUGCCAUUGGUGUGGAUGACCCAGAAGCCCAGAAAAUCCAUGGUAAGCAUUUUUACCUUUCUUAAUGCAAGUUGUGUCACCCACUUGAAUGAUUGUACCUGAGUUUACACCACCCAGGACAAGAGGAUACAGACAGCUAAGAGACAAAAAUUUUCUUUUUUCACUG
Molecule: messenger RNA, 626 nt
Organism: Meleagris gallopavo (turkey)
Lineage: Eukaryota; Metazoa; Chordata; Aves; Galliformes; Phasianidae
Source: RefSeq, a predicted model, not a curated record